Messenger RNA from Girardinichthys multiradiatus, 6068 nucleotides. RefSeq names its product oxidative stress responsive kinase 1b (gene oxsr1b). NCBI's taxonomy places the organism in Eukaryota, Metazoa, Chordata, Actinopteri, Cyprinodontiformes, Goodeidae. Gene Ontology annotation, molecular function: ATP binding; protein serine/threonine kinase activity. Gene Ontology annotation, biological process: protein phosphorylation. The transcript is spliced from 18 exons. Bases 69 to 1673 code for a protein of 534 amino acids. The record is from RefSeq and is a predicted model, not a curated record.
AUUUUCAGUUCUUGGUGGAUUUAGCACUUUUCCACAGAUAGUAACAGCCUUAGCAGACUCUCUCAGCCAUGUCCGAGGACCCGAGCUCCCAACCCUGGUCCAUCAACAAAGAUGAUUACGAGCUCCUGGAGGUGAUUGGAAGUGGAGCCACAGCAGUGGUUCAGGCCGCCUACUGUACACCCCGAAAGGAGAAGGUCGCCAUCAAACGCAUCAACCUAGAGAAGUGCCAGACCAGUAUGGAUGAACUCCUGAAAGAGAUUCAGGCAAUGAGCCAGUGCCACCAUCCCAACAUUGUGUCUUACUACACUUCAUUUGUUGUGAAGGAUGAACUGUGGCUGGUUAUGAAGCUGCUCAGUGGUGGCUCAGUGUUGGACGUGAUCAAGCACAUCAUCUCACGCGGCGAGCACAAGAACGGCGUCCUGGACGAGGCUAGCAUAGCCACUGUGUUGAAGGACGUGCUCGAGGGAUUGGAGUACCUCCACAAAAACGGGCAGAUCCACAGAGAUCUCAAGGCUGGAAACAUUCUCCUUGGAGAUGAUGGAUCUGUGCAAAUUGCAGACUUUGGCGUCAGUGCCUUUUUAGCCACAGGUGGUGACAUGACCCGAAACAAAGUGCGCAAGACGUUUGUGGGAACGCCGUGCUGGAUGGCCCCAGAGGUCAUGGAGCAGGUGAGGGGUUAUGAUUUCAAAGCAGAUAUCUGGAGCUUUGGGAUCACAGCUAUUGAGCUUGCCACUGGAGCUGCACCUUAUCAUAAAUACCCACCAAUGAAGGUCUUGAUGCUGACGCUGCAGAAUGACCCACCAUGUCUGGACACUGGUGUGACAGAUAAGGAGAUGGUAAAGAAAUAUGGCAAAUCUUUCAGGAAGAUGAUCUCCUUGUGUCUGCAGAAGGAACCAGAGAAAAGGCCAACAUCAUCAGAGUUGUUGAAGCAUAAGUUCUUUCAGAAAGCAAAAACCCAUGAAUACUUACACGAGAAGUUGAUCCUAAGGGCUCCUACAAUAACAGAGAGAUCAAAAAAGGUACGUCGAGUGCCUGGUUCCAGUGGCCGGCUCCAUAAAACGGAGGAUGGUGAAUGGGAAUGGAGUGACGACGAGUUCGAUGAAGAAAGCGAGGAAGGCAAAGCAGCUGUUGCAGCUUUAAGAUCACCAAGAGUGAAGGAAGGUUUUCAGAAUUCAGAGAUUUUCCAGACUCCUGAGCCUUUAAGUAGUCACCUCCAGCCAAUGACCCCAGGUCAGGCUGAACUACCUCAGGCUGCAGGCCAACCUCCACUGCAGCCCACGCAAGUCAACACACCCCCUGCCCAGGCUGCAUCCACCUCACUCAGUGUUCCUGCUCCUGCUGCUGUUCUUACUCAGAUUUCAGCUGAGUCAGGAAAUGUUAACACUCCCAUUAGUUUGGUAUUAAGGUUAAGAAAUUCAAAGAAGGAGCUGAAUGACAUCCGCUUUGAAUUUAUGCCAGGAAGAGACACAGCUGAUGGAGUGUCCCAGGAGCUGGUGUCAGCAGGUUUGGUAGACGGGAGGGACUUGGUAAUAGUUGCUGCAAAUUUGCAGAAGAUAGUUGAUGAGCCUCAAGCUCAUAAAAAUGUAACAUUCAAACUGGCUUCUGGGGUGGAAGGAUCUGAAAUACCAGAUGACAUCAAGCUGAUGGGCUUCGCUCAGCUUAGCAUUAGUUAAACUGUUGCUCUACCUGGAACCAUGACUUGCCUAAAAAAUGUGAAAAUUUCAAAAAAAAAAUAGUUUAAUGUAUUUUUUUCUCUUUCCAUGGCUGUAAAGAAACCACUACUGCCAAAGAAAAAGGAACCAUUUUACUACCCAUAGGAUUAUACAAUACCGCCUUGUUGGAUUAGGUGGUCAGAUGUAGUAUCAGAACGUACAGUGUGAGAAUAACUCAAAGUUUACAGUGUACACGUAGAAGGAUGCAAGCAUCUACAAGAAAAUGUUUUCAUUUAACACUCUGGGUUCCUUCAUCCGGUUAUUCUCUCGUUACUAUGUGAUGCAUUUGCACAAUCUGAUCCAACACCCUCGAAUCCCGAUGAUCCUGAUAAGUGUAACAAUGCCUUAUAAUUAUGAGAACUACUGAAUGCAUGUUUUCGGGGGACGCCCCCCCACCUCCCCACCCCCAUGGGGAGCAUUGUGUUGUUUGAGAUGCACAAACGUGGCUUCAGGUGCUGAUGCCAAACUUCUGACUCUUAACAGAGUGCUGAUGAGAUGAAGACUAAAGUAAUGCCAAAAUAUGAUUAUUAUUUUUCUUCAGUCUUUACUUUGUAAGACUGGUUAUAGCACCAUUGUCUUUUGGUGGUUCUUAGCCCAAAACUCUUUUCUUUAAUGGGAUAAAGUUAUGGAGUCAUUCUGAAAACAGGUGAUAUGGGAACACAUUUGGGCCUAACAUAUUUUGUACAUGUGAAUCUAGCUUUAUAACUAUGUGAAAUAAUGUUCCAGGAAUAAUAAGUGAGCAUCACACUGUAGAGAUUUGUUUUUGGGAUUCAUUUUUGACAUUAUCAGCUCUUUUCUGUGUGAGCGUCUUGAGUUACAAAUGCAAGCUGAGCCUCAAUCUGAUUGGACAGUGAUCAGUCAAAAUGGCCAAUGAGGAAAUUAAUAUUGUAUUUUUAGUUUAGCUGCUCUGCUGACUGUCUUGGCCUAUGCAGUCCUUUUAUUUUUACAUAGUGAAUUUAGGAAUGUUUCACAGCAAGAAUUUGUAUGGAUGCAAUAUGGAACCUCAAAAGUUACACGCAAAACCAUUGAUAUUUCAUUUCUAAAGUUUAAUAGUCUGUGACAGUCGGCUUUCAGGGCUUUACUACUCUGAAAACACCCAAGAUUUAAAAGGAGAUAUACUUUUGAGAAACUGACAGCACAUAAAAUACAGCAAACUGAUUUAUGGUUUACAAUUAUUUUAAUUUGACCAUGAAGUCUGUUUCUGAUUUGAAACGAGACAGCUUCCCUCAAAAUUAGUGUUGAAAAAAUAUUAAACAGCUUUAUGCUACACUCAAGAAUUAACAUUAAAAUGACCGGAAUCAAACCUUUUAAUUGUUAAUCAUCUUUUUGGUAUGCUUUUUUUUUUUUUGGUGAGGAGCUUCACAUGAUUGGGGUUGGAAGACAUUCUUUGCCAUCACCCUAAUUUUUAGCUCUCCACACAGGCACUCCAUCAGAACCAAGUUGGGUCUCUGGCUGAGCCACUAAAAAUGUUAAUGUUACUUAAAACAGAAGAAAAAUGUAGGCGAAAUAACAAAAUUACAUAAAACCUAAGUCCGCUGAGGUACGAAUAACUUAGCUUAAGUAUUUGUUUGGAAACCUAUCUGUUGCUUACAACAGGGGGUCGGCAACCUGUAGCCAAAUAUGGCUUUUUAACCCCUCAGCUCCACUCCAAAAUAAUAGGAACUUUAAUAAUUAUAUUUAAACAGUGAGCUGUUUGACCUGUGUCACUUUGUGUAUUAAAUGCAUGAAAAGUUUAACCAGAGGAAUCAUAAUGGUACAAAGGUUGGGCUGCCUAAACGUCAUUGGUACAAUCUGCAAAUGACAAUAAGCCACUAAAAGUACAUUUUGUACACAGCCUUCCAGCAUUUCAUUGGUAGCGUUAAUUAUGACUCCUUAAGAUUUGAUGAGAAUAUUUUGUUUCAUUAACCUGUUCUCUUUUUGUGCACCAGCUUAUUUUAACAUGGACUACUGUCUUUUAGGAUCAAGCAGACAAUUAUUUUAGCCUAUGCAUAGCAACAAAAACAGGAUAUUGCUCACUCUUUUAUCUAAAAUGCUUGUCCUAUUUAGCCAAGUUUAUUAAAUGGUUGCAGUCAAGUCUGCUUUUGAGGAAAGGUCGCUGGAUAUUUGUUAUAUUACAUAUUUUUGAUAACCUUGUGAUUUAGCUUUGAUUUUAAUGUCAUAGAAAAAGACAAAUGCUUUAUUUUGUAAGUAAUAAUUUCAUAUUUUAAGAUUUUAGAUGUGGUAAAAAAUAUUGCCCUGAAGAAUAUAAUAAAUUGAUUGUCCAUCUGUAUCAGCCGCCUGCGAUGAAGGUCCAAAUUUGUACCAUUCUUGAACUGCAGCCACGGGCCGCACAAAAUAAUUUCAAGGGACAACCUCUGAUUUACCUUAUUUACAUAAUUUAUAUUUACAUUACUUAUUCGACACUCAACCGAACAACCAGGUUCUGGUUGCAUUUUUAGCUCGAGGCUCAUGCAAAGGGAAGUGGAGUUUUCAAACCAGCACAAAACUAAAUGCAAAACGAAAUAUGUUAACUCCUCCGACACUUUGUUUCACAGGGUUGCAAAACUGGAUUUAUAGGUCCAAAAAUAUAUUUGUCCUUAAUGUGUGCCCAUAAUGGGAGAUCAUUGCUUGAAACAUAUGAGCUCUGUUUUAUUUUUUUUUUAUCAAACACGUGUGAAUGCAUGUUUUGACUGUUUUAAGAAAGGAUUUUACACAUCAGGUUGACUUAAGGUGUGUAUAAUAAUGAAGGCUGCAGUUUGUGGUUUACAUGAAAACUUGAACUACUUUAAUCAAUUAUUUGAUUAUUAAGGUCCCUGGAUAAAUAAAAUAUAAAGGCAAAUUCUCUCUUACACAAGUGUUAGUAUAAAAAUAGCUACACUGGAUAAUAUAAAAGCAAUAAAAACCCUUUUUAUUUUUACCAUUCUAAUUAUUUUUAUCUGGUGCUUGUGCGCCCCUUUCUAUUGCCGCUAUGGUUAACUCCCCAUAUUUUUCCAGCAGAUAAAAACUUAAAAAUUGAUCUUCUGUUUUGGCUUUUCCCCUUUUUAAUUGAGAUGCAAAAACUCGUCACGUUAAUUGAGACGAUCGUCAGAGAAAAUCUGAAAGGUUUCAUGUUAAAACAGUCCUUUAGCUUCAUGUGAUUUGUUUGGGGUUUUUUUUAGCUGAAGUAAAAGUGGAGCAGUUGAAACCUUGUCACCGUCUAGUUUCCGAGCUAAAAAUAAGUACUUGACUUAGUCAACUUUAGGAUGUAAAUAAUGUCAUUUAGCUUUGUUCUGAUGCGGUUUCACCCUCUGCCAUUUUUCUGUCUCAUGACACAAUUGUAGGUUCCUGAAAUAUGACGCUUAGUACUUGGCUUUGAGUUGUGUACUUUUGAAGGCCUUGAUGUCAGCAACAACUAGUCAAAUAUGAUGUUCGUUCAUAAUUUCCUGUUUAAAAAUGUAAGUGUCUUGGGAAAUAUUGAAUAUAUGUUCUAAAUCACCACUUUAAGUUCCCGAAAUCAUAAUGAUUGUCUCCGCCGCUCACGAAACACCAGGUGGAGGCCGUUUACAGCUGCACUCACACGCUUUCUCAUCUUUGUUUUUGGGUUGUUUUUUUUUUUUGUUUUUUUUACAGCUAAUGAAUAAAAACUCCAUGAUUGUAAACAGUUGGAAAAUCCCAUUUUCUUGCAGAUUUUUGCAUAAAUGACCCAGUCUGAGGAAUGUGUGUUUUGCAUUUACAACUAAGAUGCCAGCGUGGUUCUGUCUAUUUAAUGAGGUGAUGUAGUGUCACAACCCUCCAGAUGCCGUUUUGAAUGAAAUAAAAGAAAAUCAAGGGGAAAGCUUUGUAUUUUGCCCGUGAAGAUGUAAACUUUUGUGCAAGCCUUAAAAUACAAAAGACCAAGUGUAUUUUUUUAAUCAUUAUUUUUGGUGGGAUUUAGGAGGUAAUUUUAAUUUAGAGGGAGUGAAAUUUACGUCCUGGUUCACGUGAAGAUUCCUGAUAUAAACUUGCGCAGGUGAGGCGACAAAAGGCAGCGAUACUUCCUGAUGGACUCAGGCUCAGCUCUAUAAAGGUGGACAGGAUUUUUGCAUUCAAGCCUUGUGAGAUAAUUGUGUUUACUGUAGGUGUGCAUUGUGUAGACAGAGUCUGGCUUUGAAUGGAGACGAAGCUCUAAUGGCUUUGUUAUUUUCUGCAAACGAUCUUCUGUCCUGUUUCCACACCGUCUAACAAAACUGACUGUAGCAACUGAACAGAUAAAAAGGUAAAACCAUGUUUGUCAAGGACUAAUCGAGGUCAGAAAAUGAUUAGCUUUCCACUUUUGUUCAGUAUUUUCCAUUUUUUUCUGAUUUUGGAUUUCAGGCAUGUUUUUUGAUUAUUUUUAUUCAUUAAAAGAAUUCGCUGCUU